AUGAGUUGUAAGUUUAAAAUUAUUGAAUAAACAAGAGAGAAAAAUAAAUUUUAAACAGAUAGUUAUUAAUUAUAUCAAUUAAAAAAAAGGAAAGUUGAAUAUUAAUAAAAAAAGAUCAAUAUUCAGGAAAUUAAUAGAAGCGGAGAGAUAUAUCAAAACAACAUUACUAAUGAACAUAAAAUUAAAUUAUAAAAAGAAAUAGAAUAAGAAAGAAGAAACAAUAAUCCAAAACCAAAAACCCCAUUAAUGAAUUGCUUUAAAAUAAAUAAGUCAUAGUCUCGAAAUUCUGAAUAACCAGAUUUAGAUAAUAAUAAAUAUAAAUAUAUAAAUAAAUAGAGAUAAUUAAAGGGUGACUUUCAAAUUCAAGAACAACCAAAAAUAAAUACAUUAAUUGAUAUUUUUUAUUAACAUGGAUAUGAUAUUAUUAAUAUUUCCAAUAAUUCUGAAUAUGAGAAAUUACUAAUAUUUACUAAUAUCCUAUUUUAUUAUGAUAAAGAUCAAUAAAAUAUUGAAAUUCCAUUAUAAUAACGAGUUUGUUUAUAUAAAAUCAAAGGAAAAUUGUAUCAAACAAUUUUUGAUGAUAAUAACAAUCCUAAAUAUUAAAUUUUAGAGGGAGAGUUCCUAGUUGAUUUAAAUAAAAACAAAUUUUAAUUGGAUGGAUAAGGAAUUGAAUAUUAAGGAAAAUCUAAUCAGAUUAAAAAUUAAGGGGAAUAUAGAAAGGGAGUAUAUGUUUAGAGGAUACCAUAUUCUGAAAAUAAAUCCACAUAUAAAUCAUAUAGUGUUGAGCCAAAAAGAAUUAAAAUAUUAGAGAUAGUUGAUGGAUAACCAAUACAUGUAAAUAAGAAAAAUGAUAAGAAAACUAUAUGGUGUAAAUAUAAUUAAUAAUUUGGAAUAAAUGAUUUAAUGAUAUUAAAUACUACUAUGUGGUUAAAUAGUAGCAUAAUUGAUUGCUAUGUUUUACAUCUUAAUAAAAUAAGUUAAGAAGAAUAUUUUAAAUUAAGUUUAGAUUAAAGACAAAAAAUAAAUAGAAUAUAUUUUGUUACUAGUAGCUUAAUCACAAAUUUUGGUAAAUCUUACCAUAGCCAUUAAAAUUUAGAAUUAUUUACAAAACACUUUCUUGAAUUACAGGAAAUAAAAUUUGAAAUUUAAACUAUUUAUUCUUAAAUUGGUUUCCCUAUUAAUUAAAAUAAACAUUGGUAUUUUUUAUUAUUUGAUUUAAAAGAAAAUAAAGUAGAGAUUUUUAAUUCUUUACUAAGUUUUCAUGAUGAUAAAUCCUUAAUAAAAUACUUAUCAGAGUUAUUAAUGCUUAAAAAUCCAUAAAUCUCUAUAAGUAGCAUCUCUGGUUAACAAAAAGAUGGUUAUUCAUGUGGUUAUCAUGUUUGCUAAUUUAUGUAAACUUGUUGGGAAGCAUCAUUUUUAAAAUCUACACAAUAUUAAUAUAAUGAGAAAAUAAUGAAAACCAUUUUGAAGGAUUUGAUUAAAGAUGAAGAGAAUAAGCAAAAUUGA
Paramecium pentaurelia is the source of this 1506-nucleotide messenger RNA. The record is from the annotation of a GenBank genome assembly. Lineage: Eukaryota; Ciliophora; Oligohymenophorea; Peniculida; Parameciidae.